Molecule: messenger RNA, 679 nt
Organism: Cricetulus griseus (Chinese hamster)
Lineage: Eukaryota; Metazoa; Chordata; Mammalia; Rodentia; Cricetidae
Source: RefSeq, a predicted model, not a curated record
AGCUAGCCGUUACCAUAGCGACUGGGCCUCGGCAGGUAAAUCCUAGCUGCCUUGUCAUCAUCCUGGGGCAUCUGCAGCACCGGAGGCCCUGGGGAAGAUUUUAGUCAAGAAAAAAAAAUUGAAAUUGCUGGAUUUACUCUUACCUGCUUGUUGGGAAGCACACAGUCAGUGGUGAAGAGCUCUGCCCAUGCUGUAGUUCCCGUCAUUCUCCAGAAGUCACACAACAGCAAGGAGUUGUAAGAAAGUCCUUACGAGUUUCGCCAAAAACGUCAGUCUGGAGUGAAUCAGAUGUUUCUGCUUAAUCGACAGGAUUUCAGUGAAUUAUGCCUUUUCGGUUUGGGACCCAGCCAAGGAGGUUUCCAGUGGAAGGAGGAGAUUCUUCGAUUGGGCUAGAAUCAGGCCUGAGCUCCAGUGCUGCCUGUAAUGGGAAAGAGACGUCACCCAAUAGGCAACUCCGAAGAUGCCCUGGAAGUCAUUGCCUGACAAUAACUGAUGUUCCCAUCACCGUCUAUGCAACAAUGAGAAAGCCACCUGUGCCAAGCAGCAAGGAAAUGCAUCCCAAAUAGCAUCAUUAAGUCUUCUGUCGAGGGUUGGCUAGGUCAAGGGUAAUGGGCCAGUAUCAUCUUCUGGUCUGUCUCGUAAACAAAUAAAGGUGGUGGCACGACUUGGGUGAUGCUAA